Manihot esculenta (cassava) is the source of this 1417-nucleotide messenger RNA. RefSeq lists its product as uncharacterized. The record is from RefSeq and is a predicted model, not a curated record. The transcript has 3 exons. Lineage: Eukaryota; Viridiplantae; Streptophyta; Magnoliopsida; Malpighiales; Euphorbiaceae. The coding region runs from base 320 to 760 and encodes 146 amino acids.
CUUUCUCAGUUACAUGAAAUUAAUUUCUCUUUCCGUCGUUUGCACCAAAUUCUCCAAAAUUUCUCUUCCCUUAAUCAUUGUGCUGUUCUUCAGCAGUUUCAGUUGCCAAAAUCCCUCUUCCCUUCACCAUUGCUACUGUUGUUCACCAGUUUCAAUUGCUAUCAUCGCCUUCAUCGUUGCUGGCUUCUCCGACUAAUCUGCCUUCACCGUUGCUGGCUUCUCCGACUAAUCUGCCUUCACCGUUGCUGGCUUCCUGGACUACUCUGCCUUCACCGUUGUUGGCUUCCCCAAUUACUCUGCCUUCAUCGACUAUCAAUUGAUGUUGCCUUCCCCGACUAAUCUGCCUUCACCAUUACUGUUGAUGGCUCAAAGAUCAGCCUGUUGCUGUGAAGAUCAUAUCCAAAGCCAAGAAACACUUCUUAUGGAAGGAGGCAAUAGAGCACUUAUGAAAAUAGCUUGGAGGAAGCACUUUCGUUGCCUUAUGUGUAGCAUAAGGAAUGGGAAGGAGAAGAGGCUAUCACUGACAGAAGAAGUAAUGGAUGUAUGGCGUUCCGCUUGGGGAGCAACUGAGUAUCAAAACAAAUGCAAAAAAUUUUCAAAUAAUAGAAAGAGUGAAACAGGCGGGCAAAGCAUUGGCCCAUCAAGACAUUGUGGAGAAUCCAUAUAUCAGUAUAGGCAUCAACAACAGAUACGUGAAAGACUAGGUAGAGAUCCUCUACCUCAUGAGUUAUUUGAGGCUACUCAUAAAAAAGAAGGGUAAUUCAGAGCUUGUUGAUGCACGCUCAAAAACCAUUCAUGUGAGAAAUUAAAUAAAUUUAUAGUAAAUUAUUAGAUUUAUAGUUUAUACUGUUAUAUUACAUGGUAUUUUUUUUAAGGACCGCUUUUUGACUUUGAAAAAGCAAGCAUCACAGACAGAUAAUGACAGUACUGAGGCAUCUAGCAUUGAUGAGGGUCAGUUAUACUUUGAGACAGUAGGUGGAGAGAAAAAAAGAAGGGUGUACGGUCUUGGAUCACAUGCUUUAGUUUUCUUUCCAAACAAGUCUUCUGCUAGUAUAUCCUUCACAUCAGCUUAGCAAAAUCAGGAUCUUCAAGAUGAAAUGGCUGAUCUCAGACACAAGCUAUAGGAGCGUGAGGAUAAUGAACAAGUAUUGCAUGAGCAAAACGUGCGGAUUACCUCUGAGCUCUCACAGAUGAAGGAUUUACUUAUGCAGUUUGUGAGUCAAAGGCAAAGCAGCCAGCCUUCAGCCCCUAGAGAUGGAACUUCUGCACAACCUCCUGAUCAACCAGAUGAAGCUAAUGAUGAGGACGAGGACAAGGACGAGAACACUACACAGUUAUAGUUUCUUUUUUCAUUACCCAUAUGUACUAGGAUAAUAAAUAAUUUGUUAAUUUUUUUAGUUUAAAAUUGCACAACUUG